Molecule: messenger RNA, 1155 nt
Organism: Neospora caninum
Lineage: Eukaryota; Apicomplexa; Conoidasida; Eucoccidiorida; Sarcocystidae
Exons: 5
Coding region: 1-1155 (384 amino acids)
Source: RefSeq, a predicted model, not a curated record
AUGGCACAGAAUACGUUGCAGGUGCACGACAGCUUGAGGCUGUUGAGCUACGACGAGUUGUUUAAGUCGUCUGAGGUCAAGACCAUCCAGAAAUUUCAAGGUUUCAAACGACAAAACACACUAAAGGGAGACACUCGAGCCAAAAACGAGCUGCUCAGCGUUCUGCGACAGCAGCGUGUGCUCGUUGACGACAAUGCCAUUCACUUCAUAGCAGAGGCUCGAAGCGAAAGCAAGGCAGACGCGAGGAAUUCCGUGUUCAAAUUGGCUCAGAAGUACAAAGUUUUGCCGGAUACGGAGAACGUAAAAAAAAUCAAGCAGCUAUUUGGGAAAGUGAGGGAGGAUGACUCCGGAGACGAAGACUGGGAGCCGUCGUUUCGUCGGCUACCUGAUUGUCUCAAGACAAAAAGGGGUGUAAAAUUAAUGGAAGAUGAUGUUUCCCAUGAGAUCCUGCUUGGUGAAAUUGACACAAUAGAAGAUGAGUCUUCGAAGCUGGGCGGGAAUGUCGUCACAUUGGAGCCUGUGAAAGAGGAACCCGAAGAAGUAAUGGGCCGUGUCAUAGACGAGCACGCCGGAGAACUCGGAUUGUCUGCAGGUAAAGAGGAUGGUACAGCGCAGGCGAAGGCACAGAACGAAGAAUCUGACGAUGAUGACGAGGACGACGCUCAUUUUGACAACGAGGAUCUGAAAGUUUUGAAUGACAUGCAGAAGGAGUUUAUUGGGAAUAAUCUUACAGCAUGGAUAAAGGAUAUUAAGAAAGCGUAUGAAUCGGGUGUCAAAUUGGUGAAAGUCAACGCGCUGGGAUACAAGUUCAUCCGCAUUGUUACUCUGAAGGAUAUGGUCCUGUCGAUACGACAGCCUCACACGCAGUCGAAGGUUAAAUUAGAGCGUCAAGUGGCAAUCACUGAAGUCAUUAAUGUGCAGCUCGGGCGCGACUCCAAGGAAUUCCGCGCGCUCGACCAGCUUGUCGACGAGGGCAAAGAACCCGCGGAUACAAACCCUACCGCAACCCUCUGCGCAGUCGUCGAUCUCCCGAAAAAUCGAUCGCUGUCCUUGGUGUUCUUGGAAGAAGACCAAAGGAACGGAUUUGUCUUUUAUCUGCGCGUUCUGCUAAAGAAAGCAAAGGUGGCGGCUCAACAGCUCGAGGCGAGUCCGUGA